AUGCUCGGCCUCGACACGCAACCUGUUACUCUUGCGGAUGUUGACACUCUGAGAUCGACAAAGAGACCAUUCGGGGAGGAGGAUGGCAGCGAAGGCGGCGGCGGCGACACACCAUAUGAGUUUGGCCCCAACCGCGACCGCGACGACAACAGCUGCGAAAACGACGACGACGGCGACCUCGGCCCCAAGAAGCGCAAGGUGGAGCGCGCCAAGAAGGCAUGUCUUCCCUGUCGCUCGCGCAAGUGCAAGUGCGGCGGCAUGCCGCCGGCGCCUUGUCCCAACUGCCUGGACGACAAGAUCCAGUGCCAGUGGCCAACCGAGGAUGGACGCAGCAGCCAGGCUCGAAAGGAGCGGAGUCGCGCAAAGCGUCUAGCGUCCAUGGCGGAGCGCGGAUUGGGUCGACCACCCCCAAAGGCACAGCGUGGAGGAAGUGGGGCCUCACAAAAUGCUGCUGAAGAGUGGGACGCGGGGGCAGCGGGGCCUUCUUCGGCGCCAUGGGACCUGUCGUCGGUUGGAUGGGCGCCAUUGCCCGCGACGGUGGAGCCCACUUCGCUGUCGCUCACCAGCAACAAUGUGGACUUUGGUAACAACCCAUUCACGCUCCCGCUGGCAGGGCUGGAUGGGUUUGAUCCAGAACAGUUUAUCAUGGCCAUGAGCGCGCAACUCCCGACAGUCGAGGAAGGCAGCAGCGACGACACCAGUCCUGCACAGCUACCCCACGGUCUCCGUACUCCCAAGACGGGUGAUGGCCGCAUCGUCAAAAUCACUUGGUGGCGUCCCCACGGCCCAACAGCCAUUGCCCCUGGUCUCAAACGUCUCUCGCUCAAGGUUCGCAUCGAGAACGAGCCACGAACGUACCCUUCGCCUGCGCCAGGUCUGGUCAGCGACGACAUGUUCGGCACGGACGGCAUGCCGGUUACACCAGUGAUGCAGCACCUCCUCGAUGUGUUUUCCGAGCGGUUCGGAUGCCAGUUCCCAGCCCUUGAACGUGAAGCACUACUUCGUGACCUCGAAGCCGGGUCCGGUAGCGUGUUCCUCUUCAACUGCAUUGCCGCCAUGGCGGCGAGGUUCUCCGAGCACCCCGCGAUUGCCCUCGCGCCCCUCCAGCCGCACGAGUAUGGCAACAUCUUCCUCAAGCGUGCCAAGGACCUCCUCCCCAACAUGCUGGCGGUUCCUUCCCGCGAGACAGUGAUUGCGCUCUGUCUCCUCGGCCACAUUUGUUUCGGCAAUGAUUCUGAGCCUGAAGAGUGGAUGUACACGGGCAUGGCGGUGCGCAUGGCCAUUGACAUGGGCCUGCACCUCAAAACCGUCGACAACAUUUCUCCAGAGGAACGACGCAUGAACAGGCUCACAUUCUGGAGUGUCAUGCUACUCGACUAUGCGCUUGCCUUUGGUACUGGCCGACAGACGACCUUCCGCGUGGAGGAAAUCACGCAGGACUUGCCUACCGAGGAAGACGUCCACCCUAACGCGACAACUCCGGGUGCUCCUGGCGCUCCCUUCCCGUUUGCCGCUCGCCAAAUGUUCGCGUACGGCACUCUUAUCAACCUGCUCAACGCGCCAGUCGAGCCUCAAAUGGUCGGCGAGGUGGAACGGGAGAUUACAGCGCUCCGUGCGGCCGCCGUUGCAGAGUACAACACGCUUCCCGAGGGCAUGCAGUGGAGUGUGGCCAACCUCCAGGCUCACCGCCACGCGCACCAGGACUCAAUGUUCCUGCACAUUCAUCUCUGGAUGCACAUGCAGAUUGCAUCCGCCUACCUCACAGGCGUAGAGUACACGCGGCACCCUCGACGUUCAACGAUGCCCAGCGGACACCAGACACCCGUCUGCGGCGCCAACGUGUGGCGUAACAGUGCGCGCACCAUUGGCGACAUGCUCGUGCUUGCCGACGUGAUCAACCCGUAUGCCUACUUGGCGCUCCCGUUUGUCAACCAGGCAUUCUACGUCGCGGGCUGCUGCUACAUCAAGGAGAUUGAAAACAAGGGCGGCGACGACACCCGGGCUAAUGGCGGCACCACAAACGCCGAACGACUGAGGAACGCAAAGGACGCCCGCCAGAUCGAGCUCUUCCGCACCAUGCUCACGUCUGUGGCAACAACCUCAAUCUCAACGCUGCAACAAGGUCUAGCGCGGCAGACAACGUAUUGGUCUGGUGUCGCCUGGGUGGCCGGUACCCUUGCGCAGCGUAUCUCUGGAAUCCACGCCGACGAGCUCGACAUUACCGAAGUGCAGGAACAGCUCCAGACGUACAUUUCCAUCCCUGACGCCGGCCUCGUCCAGCGUAGGUGCCAGGAUGGGAGCGGGACGACCAGUAACAGCAAGCCCCUCCCGCAAACCUCACCGCCAAUGGAUAUCUCCCAACUGGAUCUCAUGACGCUGCGGUUCGACCUGCCCGGCAUGUCCAACGUCACCCUUCCUCCUCUGUAA
This is a messenger RNA of Apiotrichum porosum, 2427 nucleotides long. RefSeq lists its product as uncharacterized. The coding region runs from base 1 to 2427 and encodes 808 amino acids. The record is from RefSeq and is a predicted model, not a curated record. The transcript is spliced from 3 exons. Gene Ontology annotation, biological process: DNA-templated transcription; regulation of DNA-templated transcription. Lineage: Eukaryota; Fungi; Basidiomycota; Tremellomycetes; Trichosporonales; Trichosporonaceae. Gene Ontology annotation, molecular function: DNA binding; zinc ion binding; DNA-binding transcription factor activity, RNA polymerase II-specific.